CUGAUUCUUCAGGCCUCAGGAACAUGGAGCAGAUGCUCUCCCGCUUUCUUUUCUUCCUCGCCCUGGCCAAGGAGGCGGCUCACUUGGAAGACAACAAGAUCCCCAGCUUGUGUGCAGGGCAGCCGGGUCUCCCUGGGACCCCUGGAACUCACGGCCACCAGGGUUUGCCCGGCCGGGACGGUCGUGAUGGACGAGAUGGGGCUGCAGGCCUGCAGGGAGAGAAGGGCGAAAUUGGCCAUCCAGGACUGACAGGCCCCCGAGGGGAGCCAGGCAGCCCUGGCACCAACGGGCUCCUGGGAGAGAAGGGGGCCCAGGGGGAGUGUGCAGUUGCGCCCCGUUCGGCCUUCAGCGCCAAGCGCUCUGAGUCCCGCAGCCCCCCUCUGCCCGACGAGCCCAUCGUCUUUGACAUCGUCCUGAUUAAUGAGCAAGGCCACUACAAUAGCAACACUGGCAAGUUCCUCUGCGAAAUCCCGGGGCUCUACUACUUCGCCGUGCACGCCACCGUCUACCGGAUGAGCCUUCAGUUCGACAUCAUGAAGAACGGCAAGUCGGUCGCUUCCUUCUUCCAGUUUUACGGCAACUGGCCCAAGCCGACAUCCCUGUCCGGAGGCAGCCUGGUGCGUCUGGAGCCGGAGGAUGAGGUCUGGGUGCAGGUGGCGGUGGGCGAGUACACCGGCUUCUACUCCAGUGUGAAAACUGACAGCAUCUUCACAGGGUUCCUCGUGUACUCCUACUGGCAAAACUCCCCCGUCUUUGCUUGA
Protobothrops mucrosquamatus (brown spotted pit viper) is the source of this 761-nucleotide messenger RNA. It is a transcript of the gene C1QTNF5, whose product is annotated as C1q and TNF related 5. The transcript has 2 exons. NCBI's taxonomy places the organism in Eukaryota, Metazoa, Chordata, Lepidosauria, Squamata, Viperidae. Bases 24 to 761 code for a protein of 245 amino acids. Gene Ontology annotation, molecular function: protein binding. The record is from RefSeq and is a predicted model, not a curated record.